Penaeus vannamei (Pacific white shrimp) is the source of this 2934-nucleotide messenger RNA. Lineage: Eukaryota; Metazoa; Arthropoda; Malacostraca; Decapoda; Penaeidae. The record is from RefSeq and is a predicted model, not a curated record.
AUGAACGUAGAGGGUCGUUCAAGAAUUGUGGAUGAGAUGGAUAAGUGUCUUCAUAACAUCAAAAGAAGACGCACACCAACUUACUUUACUGGCAGUCAGCGUGAGAUAUUGGAAGCUCACUUUGAGCAUGACAACUUUCCAGAGCCCGGUGAACAGAUGGCCAUUGCAAAUCAUCUUGGUGUUGAUUAUGCUGUUGUAAAAACCUGGUUCCAAAAUACUCGCAAAAACUUCCGCAAACAGCUUAAGGAAGAGAAUAAUUAUGAAGAUGAUGGACCCUUCCAUUGCCAGAAGUGUAAUGUGUCAUUUAUUGCUCGUACAACUUUGAAUGAACACUAUGAAAUGCAUGAUGUUCAAACUGAUUAUAAGUGCAAGGAGUGCAGUGUCCAUUUUUCUCAUCCUGCAGUUUACAAUACUCACAUGAUGAAACAUCUUAUUAAAAAUUCAGACAACAAAAAGAAAAAGUAUGGUGUGAUUCCUACUCAAGUGGCUUCUAGUCAGACAGAGACUUCAACCUAUGAAGGAGACAAUGAGGAGUGCAGUGACACUGAUUCGCUAGAAGACAAUGAGGUAGAUCCUGUGGGAGGAGAGGAAGAAGAUCAAGAGUCUGAGAGACCUGAUGACUAUACUGAAGAUGGAGAAGAUUAUCAUCCUAUAAUGGCUGUUGAAUGUAUUCUUGACAACUCAUCAGGAGAAGAUGAUACUCAGUCACCAAAUGAAUCACCAGGGAAAUGUGUUGGCCAUACCUGCAUGUCCUGUGGAGAAAGUUUUGCCUCAUUAAUUGCUUUGAAAGAGCAUGAUUCACUUCACUGUUGCCAUAAAAAAGUUAUAUUGAAACCGGGACAAUGGAGAAGGAGGAGGAGAAUCAAAGGAAAACGAAAGUAUAAAGUGGGAAAUGACAUUAGAUGUUUUGAAUGUCAGUUUGUCUUCCCUGAUAGAGUGUCCUACUUAGAACAUUUUAACUCAAGCAAUUGCAAUGUUGGAAGACAAAGGAUAGAAUACACUGAUGAGGAGCAAAAGGUCUUGAUCACUCACUAUGAGGGAAAUAAUUUUCCUAUGCCCUCUGAGAUGAGCCUUCUUGCCAGACGGUUGGGUGUGCGUUACAGGCAGAUAAUGCACUGGUUUCAGAAUAGGAGAAGUAAGGAAAGAAAACAACAGAGAUUUGAAAACAAAUAUCCUCCGGUAGAAUGCCAGAAUUGCAAGGCCUCCUUUGUCACUUAUGCAAACUUAGAGAAACACCAGGAGUUGGUGCACGGACAGGUCACAAGUCCAUUGUCAGAAUUUUCAUGUUCAUCCCCUGGCUGUAGUGCACUCUUUCCCAAUGCAGACCUCCUACUGACCCAUCAACUAGCCCAUCAGAUUGACAGUGAUGCUGCAAAUGUUGACAAGGAGAGUGGUGGUCACAAGUUACCCACUGUGGGUCAGAGUCCCCUUUGGAAGAACUUCACUCUCUUAGAAGCACACUACAGUGAAAACAACUUCCCUGAUCCUAUGGAUAUAGGAUUUAUUGCUCGUAGGUUGGAGGUAGACCCACUUCAUAUCCACAUGUGGUUCAAGGAGCGAAGAAAUCAGCACAUUCGAAAGUUAGAAGAAAGUGGUCGAGAGGUAAUGGGGGGCGAGGUGGCUGUAAGUACUCAGAGGGCCAUGAGCAAGGUUUGCGGCACAUGUGAUGCUGCUUUUAUCUGCCAGACAGACCUUGAUACACAUGAAGAAAUGCACAAGUCUUCAUGGGCACAGGUGUGCAGCAUGUGUGGCAUGGAAUACAGCAAUGUUGUGGCCUUAGAAACUCACUGGAUCCGCCAUGGUAUAGAAGUAUCUCGUGAAGGUGAACAGACUCCGGAAUCUAAGCCUGAGAAAACUUCAAAGGCAUCUUUUACAAACACACAGUUACGGAUUCUUGAUACUCACUAUGAACACAAUAACUUCCCUGGAGCUACAGAGGUGUGGCUUGUAGCAAAACGACUAAGGCUCCGACCAAAGCAAGUCACACAUUGGUUCCAAAAUAAGAGAGGUAGAGACCGUAGAGUGCAGGGUAUAAGUGCUCCUUAUUCACGUACUUGUCCUCUUUGUGGAGCAGCAUUUAUAUGUGAACUAUUUCUUAACAACCAUAAAAAGAUUCAUAAAAUAAACAGUAGAUACCCAUGCACAGAAUGUGGGGCCAUAUUCCUGUCACCAGUAUUGCAGGAAACUCACCUGCUAUACCACAAUGUCAUUCCUAAAGCAAUGAUUCCUUUCCGGAGAACUCAAAGCGGUACAAAAGACCCAUUAACAGAAGGGCAGGCAAAAAAUGCAGAUAAUUGUGAGUUAGAAGAUUCAGACUCCAGUGAACCCGAACUCAUUAUUGCAGACUCGGAGAACUUUGACUUAUCUUUUGAUAAUUCAAAAGAUAAAGAGGACUCAACUAAAGUUGAUGACCAGAUCCAGACAGAAAGUCUUGAAGAAACUGAGAGCAUUGAGAAAAUCCAAAUUGAAACAUCUGAUCUGGAAAACAGAAAACAUAAUCCAAGAAUGAUUGGUGAGGAAGUCUUCUUUGAUGAUAAUACAGACAGUGAAGAUGAUGAUGAUGAUGAUGAACCAAGAUUGAAAAUAGUGAGUGCCUACACUAUUUCUGCAGAUAUAGAAGAUCAUGAAUUAGAGACAGAGUAGUAAUAAUCAGAUGUAAUAGAAAUAAUGUAGGACAUGGUUAAUCAUUGAUGGUAGUCAAAUAUGUUUUGCAGACCUAUCAUAAACGUUUCCAACUUUGCUACCAGUGCAGUUCUUGUCAGUUGUCCAUUUCUCAUUAGUGGCUUCCUGUUACUUAGAUUAAAGAGUUAAAAUAUGUACAAUGGGAGAGUGGCUUGGAAACUAUAUUCAUUUAUAUAGGGCAUACUGUCUCAGAACUUCUGAUGAUAAAUGUGUUCAAGAAGCAAACAUUAAACUCAAAUGCAUAUAUAUGUG